CGUCAUUCUAGUUUCUCACAAUAAAUUUAUUUAAGGAAAAGCAGUGAGAAGUUUCCAAGUGCGUAUUACACAGUAGGAGUUUGAUAAUGAGUUCUCGAAUCUUGCAGACGAAGUUUCCUGGUGUUGUUGAUGGAUUCAUUGGAGCAAUUGGUCGUACACCUUUAAUCCGUCUCGAGUCUCUUUCAAAAGAGACCGGUUGCAACAUUCUCGCGAAAGCUGAGUUCCAGAAUCCUGGUGGAAGUGUAAAGGACAGAGCUGCAUACUAUGUGGUGCGAAAUGCUGAAAUGAAUGGUACAUUGCGCCGCGGCGGUACAGUUGUAGAAGGUACCGCAGGUAAUACGGGAAUUGGACUUGCUCAUAUUGCCAGAGCUCGUGGCUAUAGAUGUGUCAUCUAUAUGCCCAACACCCAAUCUCAAAAUAAGAUCGAUACCUUGAGGUACUUGGGAGCUGAAGUGUUUCCGGUCCCUGCUGUCGCUUACACUAAUCCUGAAAAUUAUAACCACCAAGCUCGCCGUCAUGCCGAGUCAAUUCCAAAUGCUGUUUGGACUGAUCAAUUCGAUAAUGUAGCUAAUUUGCAAUCCCAUUACGAAACCACUGGCCCUGAAAUAUGGGAGCAAACUGGUGGUAAGGUUGACGGUUUUACUUGUUCUACCGGUACUGGUGGUACCUUUGCUGGUAUCACCAAGUUUUUAAAGGAAAAAUCGGAAGGUCGUGUCUCUUCCUUCGUAGCUGAUCCUCCUGGAAGUGUCUUAUACAGCCAUUUCAAGACAAAAGGAGAGAAGCCGGAUAACAGCGGUUCUUCUUUCACUGAAGGUAUUGGCCAAGGUCGUAUCACUGGAAAUAUGCAAUCUACCUAUGGUUUAAUUGACGAUGCUUUGAGAAUUCCUGAUGAAUUGUCUAUUAAUAUGUUGUAUCGUCUUUUAGACGAAGAGGGUAUAUUUUUAGGAGGUUCUUCAACCUUAAACGUUGUUGCUGCUGUCGAAAUGGCGAAGAUCCUUGGUCCUGGUAAAACUAUUGUCACAAUUCUUUGUGAUUCAGGUCAUAAGUACGCCACAAGAUUGUUUAGUCGCUCUUUCUUGGAAGCUAAGGGGUUGUACCACGCAAUUGAACCCCAAUACAAAAAGUACAUUGUAUUGCCUUAGAAUACAUGGGAACUUUCUUUUUGAAUUAUGUAUACUUUACUAUUUCCUCAAUGUUUUGGUUUAAAAAUACCCUUAAUGAAUGGUUAAUACAAUGUUGCUGAUGUAUAUUCAGAUGUAUAUUUAGGUAUAAAAAGUAUACAUAUACUGUCUGUUU
This is a messenger RNA of Schizosaccharomyces octosporus yFS286, 1296 nucleotides long. Its product is annotated as cysteine synthase. The transcript is spliced from 2 exons. The record is from RefSeq and is a predicted model, not a curated record. Gene Ontology annotation, cellular component: cytoplasm. NCBI's taxonomy places the organism in Eukaryota, Fungi, Ascomycota, Schizosaccharomycetes, Schizosaccharomycetales, Schizosaccharomycetaceae. The coding region runs from base 87 to 1142 and encodes 351 amino acids. Gene Ontology annotation, molecular function: cysteine synthase activity.